Messenger RNA from Podospora anserina S mat+, 1335 nucleotides. RefSeq lists its product as uncharacterized. The coding region runs from base 1 to 1335 and encodes 444 amino acids. The transcript has 2 exons. The record is from RefSeq and is a predicted model, not a curated record. NCBI's taxonomy places the organism in Eukaryota, Fungi, Ascomycota, Sordariomycetes, Sordariales, Podosporaceae. Gene Ontology annotation, molecular function: ethanolamine kinase activity; choline kinase activity. Gene Ontology annotation, cellular component: cytoplasm. Gene Ontology annotation, biological process: phosphatidylcholine biosynthetic process; phosphatidylethanolamine biosynthetic process.
AUGGCUGUGGGCGGUGAGAACGGUGUUCUCCUCAACGGCGGCGGUAACCAGUCGAACGGGGCUGGCGACCAUCACAUCCGCCGAAUUCCGCUUUCCUACGACGGUGCCAACUCCGAAGAAUCAGCCCUUGAACUCGUCCUCACGAUCCGCCCAGACUGGGCCGAUACUGCGUCCAACAAGGUCGAGUUUGUGCGCUUCACAGAUGGCAUCACCAAUACCCUGCUGAAGGCGAUCAACAAGCGCCCAGGGCUCUCCAAGGAAGAGGUGGACGGCGAGGCUAUUCUGCUACGUGCCUACGGUAACGGCACCGAUGUUAUUAUCGACCGGUUCCGUGAGACGCAGAACCAUGAGCUGCUGAUGAGACAUGGACUGGCCCCAGAGCUGCUUGCGCGCUUCGAGAACGGGAUGAUGUACCGCUUCAUCCAGGGAUCGCCCACUCAGCCCGAAGACCUGCGCAAGCCCGUCAUUUACAAGGCUGUAGCGCAACGUCUGGCUCAGUGGCAUGCUGUGGUUCCCUGUAUCAAGGCUCCCACGGGACACAGCCGCAAGAACUCGAGAGCAGAUGGGCCUGUGACGCUGGACAGCAACCUCGGGGAUGCCGAGUUUCAGAAUGUUAUCGACAAUGUUGCCCCAGGAAAGCCGCCCCCGAAUGUGUGGACUGUGAUGCAGAAAUGGAUCUUUGCUCUGCCUACAGAUACGGAGGCGCAAAGAGCUCGUCAAGCCGAGUUGCAAAAGGAGCUUACAUGGCUGGUCUCGCAGCUGAGCCAGCGGCCCGGCCUGGGUGUGAACGGGUUGGUCUUUGCGCACUGCGACUUGCUCAGCGGCAACGUCAUCGUUCUCCCCAAAACCUCACAGGGUGUAACAAACGGUGACAAGGCUACCGAAAAUGUCACCUUCAUCGAUUACGAAUAUGCUACCCCGUCCCCCGCAGCCUUUGACAUCGCCAACCACUUUGCUGAGUGGGGCGGCUUCGACUGCGACUUCAGUGUUCUUCCCACUCGGGCUCAGAGACGCCAGUUCAUUGACGAAUACAUCCGCGCCUACUUUGCUUACCGGGAAGAGAAGAAGCCCGGUGCUGCUGCUGGUGUUGACCAGAAGGCCGAGGUGGAACAGCUACUCACAGAGGUUGACCACUUCCGCGGCGUCCCAGGGUUUUACUGGGGCAUCUGGGCUCUUAUCCAGGCCGAGAUUUCCACCAUUGACUUUGAUUAUGCCUCGUACGCCGAGAUCAGGCUCGGAGAGUACUAUGCCUGGAAGGACGAGGUGACAGGCACAAGACCAAAAGACGGAAAAGAAGCGCCCCUCAGAGAAAGGAGAUGGGCUCAGGAGGAGUAA